AUGGGUCAGUUUGGAGUCGUGCCGAAGCACUUGUUCUCCGUGGACAUGACCUGUGAGGGAUGUGCCGAAGCCGUCUCCCGAGUCCUCAACAAGCUGGGAGGAGUGGAGUUCAACAUUGACUUGCCCAACAAGAAGGUCUGCAUUGAGUCUGAGCACAGCACGGACACCCUGCUGGCAACCCUCAACAAAACAGGAAAGGCCAUUUCCUACCUUGGCCCCAAGUAGCCAGAACCUGGGCGAGUCCCUUUGGAUGUACUGAAGAGGCUGUUGAUCUG
Arvicola amphibius (Eurasian water vole) is the source of this 275-nucleotide messenger RNA. Its product is annotated as copper transport protein ATOX1-like. The transcript is spliced from 2 exons. Gene Ontology annotation, cellular component: cytosol. Gene Ontology annotation, molecular function: metal ion binding; copper chaperone activity. The record is from RefSeq and is a predicted model, not a curated record. Bases 1 to 225 code for a protein of 74 amino acids. NCBI's taxonomy places the organism in Eukaryota, Metazoa, Chordata, Mammalia, Rodentia, Cricetidae. Gene Ontology annotation, biological process: copper ion transport.